This is a messenger RNA of Moneuplotes crassus, 2280 nucleotides long. The record is from the annotation of a GenBank genome assembly. NCBI's taxonomy places the organism in Eukaryota, Ciliophora, Spirotrichea, Euplotida, Euplotidae.
GUUCAUUAGUUAUAAAUUAAAAAUGUCAUUUGCGAUAUCAAAUUUGAAAGAGUUCAUGGAACCAGAUAGUCAUCUCUAUAGACAUCUUACUGAGAGAGCUGAUCAGAUUCCUGAUUAUGAAGGCUUUGGGCCUCCUGAUUGAUGAUAUUUGAUCAAGGAGCAGAAAGGAGGCUUUAUGAAAUCAUCUCAGAAGUGGGGAAGCUUCCAUUACGUCUAUGGAGUUGAUUGAUCUUCUUCAGCAAGUAUUGCAGUCUACAUUAACACUCUUAUCAACAACAUUGAAUCUGAAGGAUGGUAUAAAAAAAGUCAUAAAAUCACUAAAGCCAUCUUUUGCAUUUUUGACAUCGUUUUAAAAAGAGAUGUCAGAGUUGAGAUUUCCAUUCCUGGCGGUACUCAUGUUUAUGCUGUGAAUCAAGAAAAUGAAAAGCAAGCUAUAACUGCUGUCCACGAACCUCAAUGGAACUUUGUAUUCGUUAGCUCUAUUCUUCGCUCAAUUGAGCCCAAGAGAUCUGAUCAUAUAAAGAUUGUAGCAGAGUUAGACACUAAAGAACUCUUUCAAGAUUUUCUUGUUGUUGCAACAAAUUUGUAUAAAAAUGGCUAUGGAAAAUAAAUUUGGAGAUGUAAUGGACAGAGUCAAAGAUGGAUCAUCAAUGCUUCUUCAUAAAAUUGCAGAAUAUCUAAUAUCGAAAAGGAGAAUCACAGAGUGUAUCGAUUUCAUCAGCCCUUUUGCAGAAAAAGAUCCACUUUUAAUCAGCAUGAUUUGAGAUGCUUUAUUCACUGUUGAUAAGCUUAAAGAAGCAAUUACACUUCUAGCUCAUAAGAUUAAGGAAUUUCCAAUGCUUGCUUCUCUUCUUCUUAAGCAGGCCCAAGCAUUCCUAAAAUAUGAGUAUUAUGAGUUUGCUCUAAAGAUAUCAAAAAUUCUUGUUGACCUUUGCCCUGAAAGCUUUGAAUGUUGGCUAGUUUUAGCAGAAUCUUACUUUCAUGAGAGAAAAUUUAAAAAUGCAUUGAUUGCUAUUGAUGUUGCACCUUCAUAUGAAGAUAUAAACGAUGAGCUUGUUCUUCCUGACCUAACCAAGUAUGCUAGGACUAAUCCAAAGACUCAAAAUUCUACAGAUAUAUACCCUGAAAUGAUGGUAAAGCCAGAGAAUCCAGAUUACAAAUUUACCGAAAACAAUUAUGAAGCCAAGGUACUUCAAGGCUUAGAAAAGGCGAAUAACCGUAAGCUAAACUCUUGAGACAUGAAGGCAUACGAUCUCCUUGUCAAAAUUGAAAAAGAAAUUAGCUGGGAACAGCUCCUGAAACUUAAAGGAGAAACCUUCCUCUCUGAAGGAGAUGAAGCUGAUGGCUGGGAAAAUCCUUAUCUCAAUGCUGAUUAUACAAAGCAAGGGACUUCUGCUCCAAAGGGAGUUAAUGAGUCGUUUUAUGCUAUUCAAAAGAGUGCCAAUAUGUUCCUAAAAGAGAAGAAUAAAUAUGAAGAUGAAGAUGAUGAAGAAGAAGCCAAACAUGAAAUUCAUGGACAAAUUAUUGAAGAAGAGAAUGUAGAAGAAACCAAACAAACAGAACCUAUAGAUGCAGCUGGAGAUAGAAGAAAGACUAGGACUAGAGCAAAUAAUGAAAUCUUAAAUACUGCUAAUGUAGAAGAUGCCCCAGUCACUUUUGCAUCUCUUCCAUCUGAAGCAGAAGGUGAGGGAGAAGAAGAGGAAGUUAAUAUUAGUAAAGAAGAAGUCAUUAAAGAAAGACGUAAAAAGAGACUUGCUACUAAAAUAGACAAAUUAUUCCUGAUGCUAUAUGAAGAUCUAAACUUAUUGAUUACUUGGGAAAAUGAAGAGAAAAAGAAGGCUGAGGAGCAAGCUCCAGAUGCUUUUAACUAUAACGGUAUUGUCUGGGUUCAUAGAGGAAAACUUGCAGAAAGAAUUUCUAGGAAAAGAUUAGCUGAAAAGGCAUACAGAAAUGCUAUUGAAAGAGGUUUCUCUCUAUAUACUUGGUACAGACUUCUGGAUAUCUACUCAGAAACAUAUAAUCCAAAAGCUUGUCUUGUCUGUGUAGCAGAGAUCUUAGAUCAAGCUGAUGAUGAUGGCAUUGAGAAAUUUACUAAACUUCCUUAUUGGAUUGAAUCUGUUGUAUAUCAUCUGGUUGCAGUUAAUGGACUGAAAGCAAUAGUCAAGUUAACAAAAGAAAUGGAAUUAGAAGAUUGCCGGGCUCUUACAAAUUCACUUGUUAGAGCACAAUAUUGGGGAAUAGAAGGGUCUAAUUCUUAAAUUUAGAGUUAAAUUGAAUUCA